AUGGCGUUUGUCUUCCCAAUCUGGGAGGAGCUGUGCCUCUUCCUCGCCUCUGCCCUCAUUGCUUACUCCAUCUACGCCCCCAUCCCCGAGGACCUCGAGGACCCCUGCAAAGUGAUGCUCAUUGCGACUGCCUUCAGGACUGCCAGCCUUCUGGCUGAGGCUGCUGAUUGGCUGGGUCUGAUGGACCUUUCGGAAGCUCUGACGCUGAUGGCAGCUGCUGAAUACAUCCCACCCACAUCCGAUGAAAACGUCACUGUGACGGAAGAGUUCAGCAACGUUGCUGUCCGUCUGUAUCUGCCCAGAAAGCCAUCUGAUGGGCUUAGAAGGGCGGUGAUCUAUUUCCAUGGCGGAGGAUGGAGUCUAGGGCAGGCAGGCACGAAAUCCUAUGAUUAUCUGACAAGAUGGACUUCAAACAGGUUAAAUGCUGUCGUGGUAUCGGUCAAUUACAGGUUGGCACCUAAAUACCAUUUUCCCGUUCAGUUUGAAGAUGUGUAUUCUGUAACAAAGUCCUUCCUCCAGAGCAGUGUCCUCUCCCAGUAUGGGGUGGACCCAGAUCAGGUCUGUGUUGCAGGAGACAGUUCAGGUGGCAACUUAGCUGCAGCUAUGGCACAACAGCUGUGAGAGGACUCUGAAGUCAAAACUAACCUCAAAGCCCAAGCUUUGCUUUACCCUGUUCUUCAAUCCCUUGACCUGAAUUUGCCAUCUUACCAAGAAAAUGGAAACGAGAUCAUUUUACCCAGGUGGCUUACGGUCAGGGUCUGGAGUGGGUAUUUCACUUCUGAUCCAUCUCUUAGGGAAGCGAUGGCCUCCAACAGGCAUGUCCCGGUUGAAUCGAGCCACUUGUUUCAGUUUGUAAACUGGAGCAAUUUGCUGCCUGAAGAGCUGAAGAAAGACUAUGUUUACACCAGUCCCACCUACGGAAGCUCUGAGCUUGCACAGAAGUACCCAGGGUUUCUGGAUCCGAGGGCGGCCCCACUGCUGGUGAGCGAUGCCCAGCUACGCGGGCUGCCCCUCAACUACAUCCUCACCUGUGAGCACGACGUCUUACGGGAUGAUGGAUUCAUGUAUGCUGAGCGCCUCCGGGCGGCGGGUGUUCCCGUCACGCAUGAUCAUGCCAAGCGUGCCUUUCAUGGGGCAAUGAUAUUUGUCUUGAGUCCAACCGACUUAGCUGUAGGGCACCGGCUGUUGAACAGAUAUAUCGAGUGGUUAAAUGAGAAUCUAUGA
This is a messenger RNA of Nipponia nippon (crested ibis), 1224 nucleotides long. The record is from RefSeq and is a predicted model, not a curated record. Lineage: Eukaryota; Metazoa; Chordata; Aves; Pelecaniformes; Threskiornithidae.